This is a messenger RNA of Drosophila rhopaloa, 4029 nucleotides long. Its product is annotated as mastermind-like protein 2. The transcript is spliced from 3 exons. Gene Ontology annotation, cellular component: ribonucleoprotein complex; nucleoplasm. Lineage: Eukaryota; Metazoa; Arthropoda; Insecta; Diptera; Drosophilidae. Gene Ontology annotation, biological process: regulation of RNA splicing. Gene Ontology annotation, molecular function: RNA binding. Bases 496 to 3573 code for a protein of 1025 amino acids. The record is from RefSeq and is a predicted model, not a curated record.
UAAAUUCAGUAUUCGUACCUAGAACAGCGACGCCCCCUCCGCCUCUCCUCGCCGUUCGUUUCGCUUCCUCUUCUGGAGAUGCUGCAACAACUGCGAGGCAGCAACAACAACAACGACAAGCGAGAGGAGCGUGCAAUGCAAAUAAAAGAAAGAAAACGUCUAAAAACAGUGAAAUUUAGUUAAAACAAAUCGUCAAAAGUGUGUGAAUUAGUAUCGAUUAGUGCCAACCGCUUCGCUGGUUCCCAUUUUGUGCUCUGCUUUGCUCAAUUCGAUACGAUUUUCAAUUUUAUUCAUGAAAACAAUGAGAUCUAAGAACUCACGGACAACCAUAUCAUCUGUAUCCAGGGCGAUGGACAUCUGAUGUCCAACUGAAGAAUCUGCGAUCAGUCCGAGGAAGCGCAGCGCCAGUGAGAAAAUUCGGCAAGCCAGACAGUAAACUCUCUGUCUGUACAAAAAAAGAAAUAAAUAGCUAAUCAAAUCAAUUGAUUGAUCAAGAUGAGUGUGAUUAUUCGGUUACAAAAUCUGCCGUGGACGGCAAAUGCUCGUGACAUUCGAAACUUCUUCUCGGGCCUAGCGAUUCCCGAGGGCGGUGUCCACAUAAUCGGCGGCGAGAUGGGCGACGCUUUCAUCGCUUUCAGCACCGACGAAGAUGCCCGUUGCGCCAUGUUGAAGGAUCGCGAGAAGCUGAUGGAGAUCCAGGUACGCCUGCUGCUCUCCUCGCGGGCCGAGAUGCAGAAGGUCAUUGAGACAGCAAGGAAAGGAGCUUCCGCUCCAGCGCCAAUAGCCGUACCGGUACCAAUGCCAGUUGUUACCCAUAUGGCGGCCUCCAAGACAGGCCCAGCUACUCCCAUGCCGCCGAUUAUCGGGGGCUUAGGCAGCUUCCUGAGCCAGGCCAAGGUCGCCACUUCAGGUGGUGUGCCCUCUUUUCUGGCCUACCAGCAGCAGGCGGGGAUCACACUCUCCGAGGUCACAGGUCGCCGCAGUCGCAGUCGUUCCUCCAGUUCCGACGAUAGCGACAGGGAGCGUGAGAGGGAGCGGGAACGGGAACGAGGUCGCAAACGUCGCUCCGACCGGUUUAAUAAUAGCCAGGAAAGAGAGCUGAAGAUGGUUUCCAGUGGAGGUGCGCCACCAUCUCCCUGGGCUCAGCCAUCUCAAAAUCAGCUGCCAGGUAUGGGACUGGGUCUCAACGUUGGUUUGAGCCUGAAUAUGCCAACGGUUUUGUCUUCACCCCAGAGCUACACCACCAGUAGCACCACCAACAACGUGACCAACAACUAUAAUCUCGCUCCGAGUGCACCCAAUGCCCAGCUGCUGGCCGCUCUACAGCAAGUGGUCAGCGGUAGUCCAGUUCAGGUGCAGCCAGCGAAGGUCGAAGGCGAGCCCAUUGCCUUUGCCAGCGUGAAUCCCUAUGCCCAGAUGUACCCGCAGCUCUUCCAGCAGCAGCAGAUGUUGCUCCAGCAGCAGCAGACUCCGGCCAAAUUAUCGCCAUCCAUGUCCAGUUCUCCGGGAGGAGGCAACACUCCUGUGGCCAUAGCAGACACCUGCUACAUUCGGAUAAGUGGCAUGUUGCAGAGUACCUCGUACAGCGACAUCCGCAAGUACUUCCAGGGCUUGUACAUUCCGCACAAUGGCAUCAAGAUCAUGACCUCAAAUGGCAGUCGCACGGGAGUGGCCUACGUGGAGUUCUCCCGAGUGUCUAGUGCCCAGAAAGCAGUGCAGCGGAACAAUACAAUGUUAAAGGAUCAAUUGAUCCAGAUUGUACCUGUCGGCGAUGAAGAAUUCGAGCGGGCGGAGGAGCUUGCUAAUCGUCAACAAAACGAGGGGGGCAGAAAUCAUAACCACAAUGGUGGAGAUAGGAGCGAACGGGGUGGAGGAGGAGGUGGUGGAGGGGGCAUGCCCAAGCCCAUGCCCAUACCCGUUACUAAUGUUCUUCGUGUAGAGGAUCUGUCGCAGCAUGUCACCGAGCAGGAAAUCAUGAAGAUGUUCUCCGCCAGCUACACCGUUGUGGACAUCCUUUUGAGCCGCAGUCCCAAUAAUCGCCGCGAGAGUGUGGCCUUUGUCCUGUUUGCCAGGGAGUCGGAGGCAGAGUCCGCUCUGCAGGAUACCAGCAAGCACUAUAUAGGAUUUCGCCAGCUAAGGGUAAGUCCCAGCAAUCAGGCGGAAAUGCAGAAUGCCAAGGAGAAACAGCGUAGAGCCAAUGAGCAGCUGCUCAAGGAGGAAGCUGAUCAGAGGGAUGAGCUUUUGAAGGAUCAACAAAGAAGGCAGAAGCUGCAGCAACAGGAGCAGGAAAACAACCAGGCCAGCAGGUUCGCCGCCGAUCCCAGAAGGCGUCAGGCCGAGGAGCAGCAGCAGCAACACCAACAGCAGCAGCAGCAGCAGCAGAUGAAUAUGGGCUCAAAUAUAAAUCACAAUAUGAAUAUGAAUCCCAACAUGAACCAUAACAUGAUCCCACCCUUUGUUAAUGGUGGCAAUAUGCCCUUUAAUAUGCCACAUCAACAACAAAACGGAGGCCACAACUUCCCGUUCAACAUGAAUAACAAUUUCAACAUGAACGGGAAUCCCAAUGGCAAUGGACCCAACUUUCCCAUCGAUAAUGGGGGCGGAGGUGGUUUCCAGCGUCCCCGACAAGAGGAUGUCUUCGUGCGUGUCCACAACUGCGAGUAUGCCACCAGGGUCAAUGAUCUGGGUGAACUCUUCUCCCUUGAGAACCUACGUAUCGAGCACAUCGAGCAGCUUUUUAAUGAUCGUAACCAGAGCUCUGGAGAAUUUAUUGUGGAGUUCUGUGAUCCUGCCAGUUGCAAGCAGGCCAUUAGGGAGUUCCACAAUCGCCGCUUUAGAGGAAGGGGACUGCGAGUGGUUGCAAUCACACCCCAAGAGAUUGCUGAUAAAAUGAAUAAACCGUUCAUGGAUUAUCUGCCAGGAGGAAAUGGUCCACGAAAAGUAGAAACUGGAAAUGUGAGUGAUGGCGGAAGUGGAAAUGGAGGCAGUGGAAGGUCUGAUGGAGGUCAGGAACCACAGCAAUCUCGGCGUCGCAAGCCUAGUCGCUUCGAUGACAUCAGUAGUCGCAAUGAUUCUCCGCAGGAUCAGCCACCAAAAAAGCAGGAGCGACAGCAGUCCCUGGAAAAGGAGGAGAACAGCAAUGGGAGCUCCAACGCCCCCGUCAAGCAGCACUUCAAUCCAUUUGCACGACCGGAUCCCGCCCUGAGCAGCAGCUCCCUCUCGCCCAGCAAUCAGAGCCAAAGCAAACAAACCUCACCAGCGCCCGUUACCACUUCCCUAAUCCCGGACAAGUUCAAUCGCCCGGGAUGCGUGGUAGCCAUGCGAAAUGUUCCGUACAAGGCGGAGCUAAAGGAUAUCCUGCGUUUCUUUAGCGACUACAAGCUAAGUCCGGAUGACGUCAUACGGCGCUUCAAUGAUGAAGGGCAACCAACGGGGGACACCCGUGUGGCUUUCGAAUCCCCUGCUGAGGCACUAUCCGCAUUCGAAUCGUGCCGCAGGAAGCAGAUAUUCAAUCGCACCGUUUUCCUGGAUAUUGUAAGGGCUAUCAAUCCUCGACUGUUUGACCAUAGCUAGUAGUGUUUAUUGUAAAUAAGUAAUAUUAAGACUAACACCAAACAUAUGCAGCAGAUAAGGCAUGGACAGUUUAGAGAAGUUCCAAGCUUCUAAGUUUUUUCACUUUGAAUGUACAUAGACUUGUUUGAAUAAAUUUUAAAAAACAUAUAUAUUAUUAUAUUUUAUUCAACAAUUUUUUUCGGAGAAUGAUUUGCCAAUGGCUCAAUGUGGAGCGUGUUUUCGAAAGUCCUGGCAACGCCGCAGAUUAAUUUUAUUAUUUUAAGAAACUCCUUUUUAUUUGAUUUAAAUUUAAAAACAUUAUUUUGUAGCAUUACAAAACCACAACAACAAAAAUUUGUUGACAUUGUUAUAAAACUACUAAAUUAUUUGCAUAAUCUUACGAUCCAUAUUUACAUUAAGUGUAGCUACAAAUAUACCAAAAUAAACGAAUUAAAAUAAAAAUCCCUUGCCAAUUAA